Alosa alosa (allis shad) is the source of this 2674-nucleotide messenger RNA. RefSeq names its product kinesin family binding protein. Gene Ontology annotation, molecular function: protein binding. The record is from RefSeq and is a predicted model, not a curated record. The transcript has 7 exons. Bases 50 to 1942 code for a protein of 630 amino acids. Lineage: Eukaryota; Metazoa; Chordata; Actinopteri; Clupeiformes; Clupeidae.
GGCCUCUAGUGGUGACACUGUAAAACGUGCACUCCUCCUUACAACAAACAUGGCCUCCUCGUACAGUCAAGAAUGGAGAUCUGUGUGCGACACAUUUCGAAAUGCUCAAACUCUCUCAGAUAUAGAAUCAAGAAAGGAUCCAGAGAACGACCCAUUUCGCUCUAAAUACAAAGCCAGGGACCUGCUAAAGGAGAUACUCACCGUGUUAAAGAGCUUUGAUACCGGGGAGACCGAGGACGAUGAUAACGAUGCUGAGUGUCAAACAGAGGAACCCGUUGACGGAGGAAAGGGGGAGGCGUGUGGAAGGCGCUGCCCCGGGGAUUCAAAUGCAGGAAUACGAGCUGCUAAACUCGGGGUGAUCGAAUACUACCUUGGUGUUAACCAUGUGGAGACUGAAGAAUUAUCGGCUGGCGAAGAACACUUGAUGAAAUGCAUGAAACUGCUGGAUAGGUGCACGAUUACGCAGGAGAACGUGUCUUUGUGUAUCCAGGCCAGGAAUCAGCUUGGAAUUCUGUGGGCGGGCAGGGAUGAGACCGAGAAAGCCCAAGGAUUCCUAGAGACAGCGGAAUCGAUAUACAUACGCUACAUGAAAGAGGAUGGCCAGCCGCCCAUGGACCUAACAGAGUUCUUUGUUGGAGAGGAAGAUCAACUGUCUCAACAAGAGAGGACAAAAAGAUUUGAGCUGGCUUACACCCACACAUUGUACUACCUGGCACAGGUGUAUAAAAACCUGGAGCAGUUUGAACGGGCUGGGAAAUACUGCCACAGCACCCUACAGAGGCAGCUGGAACUCAACCAGUUUGUUCCACUGGAGUGGGCCAUCAAUGCAGCUACUCUGUCCCAGUAUUACAUCACUAAGACCCGGUACAUGGAGGGACGGCACUGCCUGGCAGCGGCCAGCGUUAUAGCAGGACUGGCUGGGGAGGUUCCUUCUGAAGCUGCUGCCCAAGAGAGUGAGAUUGAGUAUGAGAAACGUGAGCAGCUUCGCCAGAAGAGGGCAGAGAUUGCCCGCUGUUGGAUUAAAUACUGCCUCAACCUCAUGCAGGAUGCUAAGAAACUCUUGGAGGACAACAUCGGCGAGCUGGACGUGGACCGCCAGGCGGAGCUGAGCCGCGUGCGGCGCAACGAGGAAGAGGAGCGAGAGCGUGAGAGGAAGAGCACGGUGCUGUUCAGCUCCAGCGACACCUUCGACUCCAUCUGCGCGCUGGAGGACAAGGUGAGCUGCAUCUUCCCGCUGGACUUCGAGGAGGCACGCGCCGUCUUCCUGGUGGGCCAGAACUACGUGGGCCAGGCCAAGGAGUACUUCGAGAUGGACGGUCACGUGACGGACCACAUUGAGAUCCUGCAGGACCACAGCGCUCUCUUCAAGGUGCUGGCCUUCUUCGAGGAGGACCUGGAGCGACGGUGUAAGAUGCACAAGCGGCGAGUGGACAUGCUGGAGCCCAUCUGCAAGGACCUGAACGCCCAGUACUACCUGCUGGUGUGCCGUCAGCUGCAGUUCGAGCUGGCCGAGACCUACUACGAGAUGAUGGACCUGAAGCUGGCCGUGGCCGACCGCCAGGAUGAUCUGGACGCACACACGGUCAAGAAGUUCAACACGCUGUGCUCCGCGUCGAUGAAGUACUACGAGAAGUUCCUGGACACGGCGCGCUCGCCCGACGGCAAGUUCCCCGACAAGCUGGAGGAUGAGGUGCUGCGUCCGGCGCUGGUGGCCAAGUUCCGCGUGGCGCGGCUCCAGUCCAAGCUCAUCUCGGCCAGUCCCACUGUCCAGAUAGAGAAUCUGAGCCGCUCGCUGGAGGCUUACCGCUUCGUGGUCCAGUACUGCGAGGAGAACCCCGAGGCUCGGCCCGCCGUGGAGACGGAGCUGGAGCUCAGCGAGGAGAUGGUCAGCCUGCUGCCCAUCAAGAUCAACAGGAUCCGCGCCAAGAUAGCCGUCAACUGAAGCUCUGCUAGCUUUAACAGGAUCAACUGAAGUGCCCCACACAUGUGACUGGAAAUGCUAAAGCAUAUUUGUUGUUUGUUUGGUGGGUUUGCACACGGCUAAUCGAUAUAUUUUGCACUGUUAAAAACACUCUUCUUCCGGAUUGUGUGUAUGUGUGUGUACUCACACGGUAAACACAUCCUGACACUAGUGAGUUUGUUGUCACCCUUUGCCUUUUCCCACUGACUCCUACUGUAGGUGGGUAUUCCAAGUAUGUGGCUUAAUGACAAUCUGGGUGAGUUAACUGAGAGUAAGUGGUAAACCUCCUAAAUAGAACAGCUGUAUGGCUUCAUUCUCCUAACAAAACAAUGCCAUAGGGCUCUUGUUGUAGGAGGUUUACCACUUACCCAGGUUUGUCAUUAAACCACAUACUCGGAAUACCCCCCUGAUCUGUGUUCUUUACUAAAGCUCCUGUGUAAUUUAAACUUGAACUGCUCAUCUCACUCAUAAUAAUAACAUAGUGUCCCCCCCAAUGCCAUUGUCAGCUUGGGACCAAUGCAGUAUGAGCUGAUAGUGAUUAGAGACUCUGCAUGACCUCUCCAUUUUUCAGCCCACAUGUAUCUGCUAAUAAACACGAGUCAUACAAAUGCAGUGAAUGUUGUAAAAUCUACAAUCUUACAACACUGUUUUUGUUUGUUGUAAUUACAAAUUAAUUUAAAAGAAUGCUACAUUAAACCUUGUGCUCUAAAGUUA